This is a messenger RNA of Stegostoma tigrinum, 8330 nucleotides long. It is a transcript of the gene jcada, whose product is annotated as junctional cadherin 5 associated a. The transcript is spliced from 8 exons. Gene Ontology annotation, biological process: positive regulation of blood vessel endothelial cell proliferation involved in sprouting angiogenesis. The record is from RefSeq and is a predicted model, not a curated record. Gene Ontology annotation, cellular component: ruffle membrane; adherens junction. Bases 778 to 5187 code for a protein of 1469 amino acids. Lineage: Eukaryota; Metazoa; Chordata; Chondrichthyes; Orectolobiformes; Stegostomatidae.
UGCUUGCCUCUAGCCAAUGUAUAUCCUGAUGCUGAUGGAGCUGCAGUUCCAGCAUUUCCUGAGUUUAUGCUGAAAGAAUUUCAUCAAUGGGACAAUUUUAACCUGGUCUUCAGCCCUCUCCCCCUAAUACAUGGAACCCUGUGGUUUUAAGGCUGCAGCAUUCAGUUAUGCCAGGUCAGAGUAUCACUUUCCAUCAGCUAUAAGCUUGGGAUUUGCAUGAUGCACAACAGAUAACAGCAGGGACACUUCAUCAGCUGCUGUUGUCCCAGCUGUGGAGAGAAAUUAUCGUUCUUCUUCAUUUCCCAUGAGCACCUCGCAGAAGAGAGCUGGGAAUGGGAUCAUUUUUAACAUGUCCUAACUUAAACAAUUAUGAAAUGAACUCUGCUUAAGACGUUUAGACCAACACACGGACUAUUCUCCAUACAGUAAAGAACGGAUCUACAUGACAAAAGUUUAAUUGGUAUAAUGUCACCAUUCUUGGGCUUGGCUGAAGAUCAUACAAUUUGAAAAUGUAGAAGAGAUAUUCUGAAUCCCAACAUUGAAAUUCUACUUGACUACAUUCCAUGGAUUAUAGUGUACUUCCAACCUACCAGUCAGCAUCCUCAGUUCUUUUGGUUUUUAUAAAGUACCUCCCCGUUAUAAUACUGCAAAGAAGUCCUGGAGCUGAGAUGACUGACAUUUCUGUGGAUCUGAAAGCACGUAUGGGCCAGAGCAGUGAUGACUUCUGCAGCAUGGUUUUGUCCCAGUGCAGCCUGCUGUGACUGAAGCAGUAGCAACAUGUUCAGUGUGGAGGACCUCCUGAUUUCUCAUGGCUAUCGACCCCCAAAGAAAAGUUCAAAAGACAAACCCCUGCCUUCCGAUGAGAACAUCUAUACCAGCUGCCUUUGCGAGGUGAGAGAGAACAAGCCUAGCCAUGGCACAGUGAAUGGAUAUGAGACUGACACCGGGGCCUAUUCUGCCAGCAGGCACGCACGCAGUCUGGAGGGCUCCUACAGUGACAGUGAGGGCAGGGAAAGGAGUGCAAGAAGACAGGCUGGUGUCAGCUGCUGUGCUAAUGUGCAGCGUUUGCCCACGUUUGCCACAAAGGAAGGAGGGUUAAACAGUGGUCCUCCACUACCUUGUUCAUCCAGGUCCAAAUCUGGAAAGGAUGUCACAUAUUGGAGACGAAGAGGGCAAGAUUUCAGUGUUUUAUUGGAUUACACAAACCAAGGAGACUCGGGCGGCAAAGGAAAUAAUGUGACAAAAGUUCUACCCAAUCCAAAGGCUGAACAACGAGGGAAAGGUUCGCAGGAUGCUCAACGGAAGAACAUGCAGCAUAAACCAGAAGUAACUAGAAUGAAUGAGCAAAAAAGUUGGAUGUCAGAAGGUCAGAGUGUGACAGUGAAAGGGAUGGUUGAAGGCAAGUGGAGAACGCCAGAGGAUCGUAAGUGCCAGAGCUUGGGGACGGAGGAAUGGAAAGCGUCUUUAGGAAGACAGCUAUCUGAUGGUGAUGGAAGCAGGUUGAAACAGGGCAUACUGCCUCAUGUGGUUGAUGGUAAAGAAUUAAAAAGAGAUGGAUUGCCAUACGUAAAGAAGGGAAAGUCUCAGUCAUUGCCCAGAGUUAUUCCAGAAAGUAAUGGUAAGGAAUUUCAGACUGGUCUAUAUUAUGUAGAUAUGCCUGGGUUUGACAGAAAAAGAGCAGAAAAUCAAUUUUUGAAAGAUGAUCUUGUGUUGCAGGAUAACGGCUCUUAUUGUCAUUCUGAAACAAGUUCCAAAUGGAUAGAAAAUCUUAGUCCAUGUACUCAGUUGCCAAAAGCGAAGUUGACCAGACCACUGAAACCUCCUUCGUACGAACUGUAUCAGCAAAUUAGGAGAAGUUCAGAAAUGAUACCUAAUCUCCAUGUACAUGGGGAAACUGAUGGGCAAGUGGUUUCUUUUGCCAAGGACAGUGAAGCAAGUGUUGAUAGUAACUGCUGCCCUCAAGGUCCUGCUGGUAGCAGCUUAUUACCUCCUGUCUAUGUGCCUCCCCCAUCUUACAAAGCACCACCUCAGCAGAAAACCGAUAAAAAAUGUUUUGAUAAAGUGCCUGCUUGUGAUAGCACAUGUCAGCCCUAUCAGUCAGUGGAUACUGUUACCAAUCAGUCUCACUGGUGUUUAGAUAACCAGGAGAGUGAUCAUGCUCAUCAGAAAGUUAUGUCUCAUGAUAGUGGCACAAAGCAACAUCUGCAAACCAAAAAUGUAAAUGAUGAUAUAGGUAAAAAUAUCCCUCACAAAAGACAGUCGUACAGUUCAUCACAUAAUGGAUAUACAGAUGACCAAAAGGCUUUUGUCAAGUACAUACCAUUUAAUGAUCCUCGAUUAAGACAUAUUACAAUAAUGCCAUCUGAAAAGCAAUGCAUUGAAGCAGAUCAUAAGUACGAAUUGUGGAAUGCAAAAGACAAUGUUGCAGAUGGAAACAAGACAUUCAGACCAUCAGACCAUUGCAGUGCCUUUUCUGUUCCAUCAGGGUCAUAUUAUUCCACUCAGGCAGGCCUGAGGCCUAUUACUGAUACUCUGACUAGCAACAAAUGGUUUGUAGCAUCCAAGCCAGAGUUUGAGAAUGGUACUAAGUCUGGACAUUGUUCUAAGCCGUAUCUGGACAACCAGCUUGAUAGCUCAUUCAAAUGUAAUUCCAGUGUUUUUUCAACUGUAAACCAUCCAGUUGGUUAUCCACAAUCAAAUGCCAAUUCUAAAGCAGAGCCGCAUGUGGUUCAAGACACUGUUGAAACCAUUACCCAGGUAAAGAAGUGGGAACCAGAUUCCCAGAGUUUUGAGGUGCAAGAGAACAAACACUCAAAAAGAAGAAUGACAGAAACAAUAUUUUGUCUUGUUUCAGUGCCAGUUAAAACAUGCGAAGAAGAGUCAAAUGAAGAUGUCUUUGUUAAUGAUGUGAGAAAUGGGAGCAUUGAUAGUGUACUGAAUGAUAGCACUGGAAACUUAACAGAGCAAAGUUUUUUAAGUAUGUCUUCCUCUGACUUGGAAUUACAAGCACUGACAGGAAACAUGAUCUCAGAAAAUGGGUUGAAGCGACCUGAGCCCUGGAAUGAAGUUAGCAAUAGGCAUACGGUUGGCUAUAAUAUUAACCAACACAGAGAAUUAAGAGCUUCUGGCUCUUGGCCAGGUGACCAGUAUAGAGAUCAAGAAACGCAAACAAGCUUCGUUAAAGGUCCCCGUACCACUCGGUCAUUCAGUGGUGCAGUGAAAAAUAUUAGAACAGGUAGCCAGAUUCAAAGUCAGAACUGCUCAGAACCUGAAUCCAGUGCUUUAAUGCAAGGGGAUAAACGGAGUGCAGAAGUUACAGCCAUCAAUGUCCAGAAACAUAAGCUGAGUAACUGUUCAAUAAAUGGUCAGAUGAACUUGUAUCCCUGUACUGGUAGUGCUUUCUCAAGGGCAGCUCCUAAGCAUCAGUUCAAUCACACUAACUCACACCAAAGCCAUGUUCAUGGGGCUUCAAGGUGCUCACAGAAAGAGAGUGGAUGUGGAAAUGUGGAGAGUCAAGGUGAAAAGAGCAGAGUGGUUUCACAGACAUCAUCAGACAAUGGCAGAGAGCCUGUCGGGUUUGGUCAGUUCCUCUUGAAACCCGUAAGCCGCCGUCCUUGGGAUGCAAUUAGUGAAUUAGAAAGUUUCAACAAAGAGAUUCAGGAACAAGAGGAUCGUAAUAUUCAGGAACGGGAGAAGGAAACUGAAGAUGGUGAGUUCAAUGUAAAUAAGUUAAUACACUUCGACAGUCAGACUUACGAAACACAUAAGCAGUGCGAGCCUAAAAAAUCAUCAGUUAAGCUGACAAAGCCCAAAGAAAAGAAGGACAGUGGCAGUGACAAAAGUUGCUCAAAUUACACUAAUAUUACCUCUAAUGUUCAAGUCCAUUCGAAAUGGUCUGCUGACAAUAACAAACCGAGCAGCCAGUCAAUCAACCUAUUCCAAAAGCCCAUUGAUAAAAGGACAACAGAUAACAACAGUAGCACAAUUCGAAAUGUGUUCACAACAAAAAAUGCACAAUUCACUAAAUUAAAAAAUGAAAACAAUUUGGAAGGCACUAAGAGUAAAAGGCAAUGUAUAAACAUCAAUGGAGUUCGAACACCUAUGUGUCAGUUAAUUCAAGGAAGGACAGAAAGCACAAAUGAUCCAGAAACAUUAAACAAACUGGAUGUGCCAGGCAACAAAACUCAGCCAGAUGUAGAAACUGAAUGUGAUGACAGUAUUAGAAAAAUGUUCACACAGUUUGACAAUGAUCAGUGUUACUCAGAACCCAAUCUGAACUCUCCAAACUGCCACAAAAGCACAAAGCCAAAAAUUGAUAACCUGUACGACCUCUUUGAGCAAAAGCCUGUGGAAGGAAUUUCAAAAAAUGAAUCAUUAGCAGAAAGAGCUGCAAGGAUUUUGGGAAUAGAUGUAGCUGGCGAAGCCUUGAUUUCUCUUGAUAAGAAGACAUCACAUCAGAAUGUAGGAGAAAAUGAGCCAAAAUCUCCUGCUGAUGUGGAACUAGGCCAUAAUGGUGACCAUUUUUUGGUGGACAGGAAAGUCACUUCAGUGAAACUGACAGGCCACAUCAAGGAGAAAUCUUUGGACAGUAACAAGCUUUCAGAAUGGAAACAAAGCCCUCUGUAUGGAACCUCAAGUGGAAAUAAUUUACAUGAGAAUAAAUUGCCAGAGCAUCUUGCUGCAAGUAACAAAGAGUUGGGGAAAAGGGCCAUUAUAAACGAGUUCUUUCAUGGACCUUUCAAGGAGUUUUAUAAUUGGACUGAUACAAGUUGCUGUCUGAGCACAGAAAGCAGAGCUGUCUCUCCCCCAGGUGGAGACAGGAAAGAUCAAAGUACUUCAGAGAAGGUUGAAUCAUUGCAAAGCAAAAUCUCAUCAUCUCCCCCAAGCCAAACAGCUCUCGGCCGCCUGGCCAGAAUGAAAGAAGCAGAUUUGGUUUCCCGUGUCAGACGUGUCAGCACCAAAAGUAUGGGUUCUGGUGAUGACUUCGACGGGGAAUCAUGUAGAACAGUGAGGGGUAAAGAAGAAGCAGACUGCAUGUUGACCAUUCAGGAAGAACCCUGCACAACAAGGAAGGGGGCCAUAUCAUUGGAUCAAGAUUUGGAAGCUGUUGCAUCUUCAAUGACAGGUGAUUCUGAGCACAGACAGAUGGCAGAUGUUUAUGAUCCCAGCAAGGUUGAGACUGUGUGAAAAGAAGGAGAGAUGACAAGAGUGAAGAGAUUCUGGGAGAAUGUUAUGGAUUUUACACUGUGAUCUGCUUCACAAGACUCUUUUUUUCAAAUGCAAACUCCUGGACUGCCUUUGCACACACUGUUUAUAUUAAUAAAUACAAUGAUAAAAUGCUGUAUCACUGCCAGGAAGAAAUUAGUCAGGCAUCGAAAUGACUAUUAACCAUCCAGUUUCCGAACUGGAACAGGCAGUGCUGUUCAUUACAAAGAACAGCCUUCUAAAAAUGGUAGCUACAAUACUUGGUGCACAUGGGCACGUGGCACAAAAUCACCUUGAAUUUUCUAUUUAAUUGCCAUCCCAGUUUGAGUCCAGAGAAUGACUGAUAAAAUGCCACAUUGAUGCGGUAAAGAGUUGCUCCUCUGAAGUUGAGUUUGAGGCAGAGUGGAGGAAUUGAAAUCCGCAAUGACUGACCUAUGAAUGCUUGACGCUUACACUGGACAUGCAAAUUUAGGGAGUGUUCGUUUCUCCAGAGGUAACAUCAGCACACAUCUGAUAAGCACAAGAUUAAGAAAAUCAAGCAUUCCACGCCCAGCUCCCACCAAGUCAAUCUGAUAUCAAAUGGCAAUAUGGCUCACAUACAAUAUGUUUUACUGCAUUAGCUUUCACCUUAUCCACGGCAUUUGUAAAUUCACUGAUUUACGACCUAAUUACAAGUAAUUUUUGGGGAGGUGGUGGCCUAGUGGUAUUAUCACUAGACUGUUAAUCCCGAGACCCCGAUAAUGUUCUGGGGACACGGGUUCAAAUCCUGCCCUGGUAGAUGUUGAAGUUUGAAUUCAAUCAAAAAAAAUCUGGAAAUUAAGAGUCUAAUGAUGACCGUGGAUCAAUUAUCGGGGGAAAAAGGUCUGGUUUACUAAUGUCCAUUAGGGAAGGAAACUGCCAUCCUUACCUGAUUUGGCCUACAUGUGACUCCAGACCCACAGCAAUAUGGUUGACUCAUAACUGCCCUCAGGGCAAUUAGGGAUGGGCAAUAAAUGCUGGCCUAGCCAGUGAUGCCCUGAUCCCAUGAAUCAGUAAAGGAAUUAUGUGAAAUAUUUGGUGAAAAACAAACGUUUUGAGAUUAUGGAAUUCCCCCAGCCUAGGUUUUCCAAAAUUGUUAGAAUUUAGACUGGAAUUGUUGGUGGUGAUUUUAAGACAGACUCAAAAAGACAUAGAUUAUGUGAAGAGAGUUUUACCAGAUUAGCUCAUUUGCAUCACUUCAGAUGCAAAUCUAAACUGGUGGAGGAAACUGCCUGGGGAUUGGAAAAAAAUGCCGGUGCAUAAGUGGGGAAUUUAAACUGAUAUGACAAAGUAUAGGGGCCAAAAUUCAGAAAACCUUGACAGAGGAGCCUUUCUCAUGCAUUAAUUGUGCCACCAAAGCAUCUCUGUCAGCAGUUGUUGAUGCCAGGGUCCCAUUGUGAAGGCACAAAUUGCCAGUGUACGCUCAGACUUGUCUCUGGACCCUCAUCCUCUCUCAAGUAAUGGCAGUCAGUAGGGAGAAGUCAUGUGGUGCCAUUAAGAGAAAUCCAUUAACAUUGGUACCAGAAAUGAACAAUGGCUUAAAAACUCGAGAGUUUAAAUGCCUGCAAGCCAUCAAUAAAUAAACGAGUUGAGCAUCAAUGAGUGAAAAUAUUUAUGAAAUAAGACAACUAAAAUUCAUUUGCUACAGACUUUUAACCCAAUCACAUAGUUGAUUCCUUAGAUAUUGGUGAGCUGCUGGUUGACAUGAGUGCUCUUUAGAAUCACUGGUGUUCCCACCUAAAUGUUGGGAAAUACAGUGCAGGUUAGACACCACCAUGUCCCACUCAAUGUGGUUAACUGAAUGAGGAGCCUACUUAUUUGAGGUGGGGCUCCAAAGCUGCUGACCUCCACCCCCCAGCAAUAAAUAAAGCCAAAAAAGACCACAGACAGUACUCAGCAACUAACUUCCCAUUCAUUUCCCAUGACCAGACAACCCAAGUCAUUGCUCCACAUGGCCACGAACAGAAACUCAAAAAUAAUUCACUAUAAUAAUCUAUGAUUCUAUAAUUCUUAUCUUUCCUACCACAAUGCGAAUUUUAUCGAGAUCUAUGCAGAAUUAUGUUUCUCAAAUUAACAUUAAUUUUACAUCCAUAAAAGAACUUCUGAUAUGUAUUUUUUUAUUCGACAUGAAUUUAAAUGAUUCUGACCUAAAUGAGUUGUGUAUCUACAAUAGAUUCAAUAAGCAGUCCACCCUGAAAUUUUGUAAAAAUCAUUUUUUGGAUGUAAUUUUCAGUCGAAAACCUUCCAGAGAUGGACCAUUCCAUCCAAAUUACAUUCACAGUCAGCCACCCAGUGCCAUUACACUGCAAAAAUUGUAGAUGAAUCAAGCUGCCUUUUGUUUUUGUUUUGGAGAACUGGGGACAAGCCACAAAAUAACAGGGAGAGUAACAGUAACUCAGAUCACCAAAUCCAUCAGCACUUUUUGUUUCCUUUCAUGGAGUUCUUUAGAUCUGAGGUUGCUGUGAACUGUUAUUGCAACAACUUGCAAUAAUAUAGCGCCGGUGAUGUAGAAAAACAUCCCGAUGCACUGUAUUGAUUAUUAAACAAAAGUGGAAUGUAACCCUUUAAUUGCUUUUUGGUGCCUUUCCAACUGACUAUAUACUAAUGAAGAAAUAGGCUCGAAGAUUAUUGCUGUAAAUAAAAGUUAUGGAUAUUUAUUUUUAACCUAUACAGUAUUAUUAGAAUGAAAGUAACAGCAAGAUUUUGAAUCUUAAUGAACACAGUGAAGCAAUAGUAGCAGCCUGAGAAUCUGUUGUUAUUGGCUGGUAAAUGAUGUGGAGGUCAAGGUGAGAUAUCCUUUCUUUCCCUAUGUUUCUAAGGGCUUAUUAAGAGUCUGUUCUCACUUACAUGUUAAAUGAAAGCUUACUACCAACUUAGCAGGACAAUGAGUAAUGAGUAAUAAACACUCACCUUACUAGGUAUGCCCAAACCCUGAGAAUUAUUUUUUAAAGAAGUUCAGUCAACAUGCAUGUGACUAGUUUGCCCAGUGUUUGCAUAUAGCCUGUCAAGUAUCAGACUGUAUUUUGUAAAAGAUGCCAAGGGAGCAUGUGCAAAGUAAACUGCUCAGUUAAUACAAGAUAACAAAGUGUGGAGCUGGAUGAACACAG